This is a messenger RNA of Funneliformis caledonium, 320 nucleotides long. The record is from the annotation of a GenBank genome assembly. NCBI's taxonomy places the organism in Eukaryota, Fungi, Glomeromycota, Glomeromycetes, Glomerales, Glomeraceae.
AUUUCAUACACUGGCUCUCACCAUGUCAAACAGAACGCAUGAUUAUUUCGAUCGUAACUUCCGAAUGGAACAUAACUGGAUUUCUAGAAGAAGGUGAAGUAGAACCACUUGAACUAAAAAUAGAUCGUUACCUAAAAAGACUCCAAGAUAUUGUUAAACGCGAAACAGGUCUCGAAGAGCGCAAAUUCUUCUUGAUAGAUAUAGAGAAGCAAGUUGUUAGCCGAGCCAUAAAGCCAGUGUUGAGGUUGCUAGGUCGUCUGAUGUUCAAGGUUGCUAGCCGACUCUACACUGACCCCGUUGGAGCAUGGGCGACUUGCUAG